UCGUGGAGAAGCUGGUCGCCCACCCGUCGGCUCCGGUCACGGCAGCCGAGCGCGUCAGGGGAGCACGCCGCGCUGAGGGCGGACUGCGAUAGUCGACGCGCGAGACUGCCUCCGUGGACUGAGCUGUUGCAUUCAAAAUUGAGCUUGCCUCUCAGAGAGCAAGCGAAUGAAGAGCCUCAACCCCCAGCAGAGCGUCAGCCUGCAGCGCGUAGAGCGAGGGCGAUGUGUGCGGUGCGCGACGUGUGCGGUGCAAGGCACGCGUGCUCGCACGGCCCAUGGAUGACUGAAGGCGUGCCGCGCCGUUCUCCCUGCGCACCUCCGGCUCCACGCAGGAGGCGCUCGCACGCGCAGGCAGCCUCGAGAGCUAUAUCAGGGCCGUCGUCGGGUCAACUCGGGUGCGGAAACAUUCGAUUGGGCGAGACAAAGUGCUUUUGCUCGGAGGGCCCCAAUGGUUCGCCUCGGCGCGCCGCAACGGCGCCCAGCCACUUGCCACGCAGCCGCGAUAUCAAGAGCGCUCGAUGUCCUGCGCCGCUUCUCUUCUCUCCACCACCACCACCGUCGUCUCCUCCUUUCCUUCUUUCUUCGGCCUUUGCCUCGUUUCCUCUCUUGCUCUUCCGACUCUCCUUCACUUCGUCAAUGACCAACACUCCUUGGCGCUCCGCCUCGCUCACCAUCGCGCGCUCCACCUUCACGACUUGCUCGUCGUCGCACGCACGGCAAUUCAUGCUUCAAGUCUCGCCGUUGGCUCACGAUGCAGCCGGUCAGACGUGAAGCACGCCAAUGAGCUGCCUCGUCUUCCAGCGCAUGCGUACGGCCUCUUCGUCCGGCCUCUUCGAUCGUCUCUUCCUUCUCUUCCCUCAAGCUCUUCCCGGCCCUUGAUUGCACUUCACCCAUGCUAGCUCAUCGGACAGCUGUGUCGUUCCGAUCUGGCCGUCCAACGUGCUCGUGUCAUGGCGUCGUCCAAUCUGCGGUCCGGCUUCAUUCUAGCUUCAACGCCUAGUGUCGUCUCCGAGCAUCAACUGCGACACUCAAGUUCGUUCGUCGGCCGUCGUCACUGCAAGAGGC
Messenger RNA from Tilletiopsis washingtonensis, 1065 nucleotides. RefSeq lists its product as hypothetical. The transcript is spliced from 2 exons. Lineage: Eukaryota; Fungi; Basidiomycota; Exobasidiomycetes; Entylomatales. The coding region runs from base 223 to 771 and encodes 182 amino acids. The record is from RefSeq and is a predicted model, not a curated record.